Messenger RNA from Nezara viridula (southern green stink bug), 288 nucleotides. The record is from the annotation of a GenBank genome assembly. NCBI's taxonomy places the organism in Eukaryota, Metazoa, Arthropoda, Insecta, Hemiptera, Pentatomidae.
AUGUGUAGGGGUUGUCCCCCUAUCAUUCUUGGCGUUCUUACCUUAUCCUAUCCUAGCAACGUCAGGGGAUUGCCUCCUCGGUUGCUGAGCUCUGGAUGUGUAGGGGUUGUCCCCCUAUCAUUCUUGGCGGUCUUACCUUAUCCUAUCCUUGCAACGGGAUUGCCUCCUCGGUUGCUGAGCCCUGGAUGUGUAGGGGUUGUCCCCCUAUCAUUCUUGGCGGUCUUACCUUAUUCUGUCCUUGCAACGUCAGGGGAUUGCCUCCUCGGUUGCUUAGCCCUGGAUGUGUAG